Messenger RNA from Lentinula edodes (shiitake mushroom), 1088 nucleotides. RefSeq lists its product as uncharacterized. NCBI's taxonomy places the organism in Eukaryota, Fungi, Basidiomycota, Agaricomycetes, Agaricales, Omphalotaceae. The record is from RefSeq and is a predicted model, not a curated record. The transcript is spliced from 12 exons. The coding region runs from base 161 to 841 and encodes 226 amino acids.
CUUCUUUGUUUCCUUUCAAUCGUCGAGGACUUAUAAAUGCCAUGCUCGAGUUUGCCAAAGAACACCAGUCUCCACUGUACGCAGAACUCAAGCUAGACCACAAUCUUGUUGCUCAUUUCCACACCGAGUCGUCCAUUUCCCCCUUAUCGAAACUUGCAUUAUGUUAACUGGUCUUGAGAUUCCGAUAAUCGCUGCCCUGACUGGGAAAGCAGUAUCCACUUUCAAGUUCAGUCGCACCUCUGUAUUAAUAGACCAAACCCGGGACAUCUUGAAUGACGACCACCUCACAAAAUCACUCAUUCUCCUUUACGAAUUGGACCCACGACUGGCCGUAGAGAAUGACAAGCGUCGCCAACAAGCGCAGAACACGUUCCACAAAUUGGACCGAAUGAAGGGGCGCAAAUACAUUCUAAUCCGCCAUAUAAGUGCACGUAACGCAAAAUCACUUGCUGCACAAUACAGAAAUGUAGUCAAUGACAACACCACGGAGGCUAAAAUUCAACAAGCACGCGAGAAGGCCCGUAUGCGAGAGCAAAUAACCCACAGCAAGGACAUUACACAGAAAAUCAAAACCCGAGUUUCCGGUCAGGAUCAUGCUGUUACUCAAACUCCCAAGUACAUUAUCCAAACUCCUGAUAUGGCUGCGUUUGCAUAUCCUCGAGGCACUCCAGAAAAUCCCACUAUUUCCUGCCCAGUAGGCUCGAAACCCAUACUGCCAGAUGGUUUCAAAUUCGGAACUCUCGCAUACUACUAUCAUCCAUCACACGUCGCAAUGAUCAGUUCAGAUGAAAGUUCUUCUGCGAACAGACCCAAACAGAGGAAGAUGACCUGGUUCCGGUGAUUGAAAUUAGAGAUAUGCCCAACUCUUCUCGAAGCGGUGUUGCUCAAGCAUCCUCUCCGAGUCACAGACGGCAAUCUAUAAACAGAGAAGAACUUGUGGAAGAUAUCAUCCGCGAAGAAUUGCAAGACAUCGCUGGCACCGCUCAUUUCAUUGGUACAUUGAGAGCUGCGAACGGGAGUGACGGUGACGUCGCUAGUAUUGCAACUACUUACUUGAGCUUCGAUGACACGAACACUGAGAGCGGAAG